Bathycoccus prasinos is the source of this 1182-nucleotide messenger RNA. RefSeq lists its product with no specific name. The transcript has a single exon. Gene Ontology annotation, molecular function: RNA binding. NCBI's taxonomy places the organism in Eukaryota, Viridiplantae, Chlorophyta, Mamiellophyceae, Mamiellales, Bathycoccaceae. The coding region runs from base 1 to 1182 and encodes 393 amino acids. The record is from RefSeq and is a predicted model, not a curated record.
AUGGCGUCUGCUGCGGCAUCCUCGUCCUCCAGAACGAAACACUCGCUUCGACGUCAUGAUUUUUACAGCCAUCAUCGGGAAAAGCUUUUCUCAUCAUCAUCUUCCCUGCGGCGACACCAUUCAAACAACGCAUCGUCGUCAUCAAUCGUGGUCUCCUCUUCCGCGCGAGAACAAGAGCAACAACCGUCGUCGUCUGAAUCGUCCUCGUCGGAGAAUAGUGUGUUGACGCGAACGGCAGAGGAGGCGAUCAGAAACGCAGCAACAGCAACAGCAUCAUAUAGGACUACUACUACUACUACGAACAAGUCGUCUAGUGUAUCGUCUCAAUCGUGGCAAAUCGAUUUCUGCUCUCGCCCUUUGAAAGACGACCGAGGGAAGAAAGUGUGGGAACUAUUAAUCACGGACGAAGACCGAACGUUCGAACACGCGGAGUUUUUCCCGAACAAUCGAAUCAACUCGGUGGAAUUAUCGAAAGCUUUGCAGAAAGUCGUCUCGAAACGAACGGAGGAAACCGGCGAAGGCCCGAGAAGAGUUAAAUUUUUCCGGAGUCAAAUGAUGACGAUCAUCACGAGAGCGUGUAAAGAGUGCGAGUUGGAACCGUUGCCAUCGAGGAGGUGUCAAACCAUGCUGAACUGGUUGGAGGAGAGGAUGGAGACGGUUUAUAAGAAACAUCCGGGGUACGAUGCGAACUCGGCGCCGUUGAUGACGUUCGACGCGCAAGCGCCAAAGCCGUUGCCGGACGCGUUGCGAGGCGAGUCGUGGGCGUUUGUCGCUUUGCCUUUGGUCGGGGUGAAAGAGGAAAUGGAGAGCGUGGCGAGAGGUAAAGCGUUUGGAGAUUUGUUAAACAUCGACCCGGAUUUACCGGACGACACGCUGAUACCGGGCGUAGUCGUCUAUACCGCGCGCGCGGCGGCUUUGAGCGGAUGGACGAAAGGCUUAGAGUUGAGCGCGAUUACGGUGGAUCUGGAAAGCUCUUCCAUCGUUUUGGAAACCGGCGUAAAUGAAAGUUGGAACUACGCGUUCUUCCGAAGAACUAAAGAGUUGAGAGAGGAAGCCCGAGAAUGGGAAGGCGUGAAGAGACAAACGAAAGGGUUGCACUUCUUAGCCAUUCAAACCGACGCAGACAGCGAAACCACGGAUGGAUUUUGGGUGUUGCAAGACGUCAAAGGCGCGCAGUUUUAA